Molecule: messenger RNA, 171 nt
Organism: Auxenochlorella protothecoides
Lineage: Eukaryota; Viridiplantae; Chlorophyta; Trebouxiophyceae; Chlorellales; Chlorellaceae
Exons: 1
Coding region: 1-171 (56 amino acids)
Source: RefSeq, a predicted model, not a curated record
AUGGGCUGGCUGGCAGGGGAUGGCAGGCGGCACAGCAAUCCCAAUGAACAGACAGUUGAGAGGACCGGGCACCAUGGCAUUGUGGGGGCCCCAGAGCAGCAUGGCGUUGGCUGCAUGUGCCUUGCACCCAGCCACCCUCCACCACUAUUCCAUCCCAUCCCAACAGCUUGA